Messenger RNA from Odontomachus brunneus, 1112 nucleotides. Its product is annotated as RWD domain-containing protein 2A. The transcript has 3 exons. Gene Ontology annotation, molecular function: protein binding. The coding region runs from base 151 to 1026 and encodes 291 amino acids. The record is from RefSeq and is a predicted model, not a curated record. Lineage: Eukaryota; Metazoa; Arthropoda; Insecta; Hymenoptera; Formicidae.
UUCUGUGAUAACCUCAAAAUGAAUGUCGUUUAAUCGAUAGCGGUGUUUUACAUUAUCGUUUUAUUUCUGCCGACCUGAGCAUCGUACUGUGCGUGUAUACGACAACAUAACAUCGUUUAUUAUUUCGUCGCAUGUUUCAGCGUUUAGAACAUGUCCACUUCAGAGGAGGUGAUGGAAAAUCUGACAGCGCAAGUGAACGAGCUGCAGGCUCUACAGUCGGUCUAUCCGACGGAACUUGUAGUGGCGGAUUAUGGGGUUUUGGCUGACAUCAACAGCUACAUCGAGUGUCCUGGUGGAGAUCUACCACGCUGGCUAGAAUACGCUAUCGCGAUCCCAUUGAAUGGAAAACUGAUAGAGUUAAUGGUGAGUUUGCCAACUAACUAUCCCCAGGAGCAGCCUGAGGUGUACGCAAGAAGUUCUCAACUGGACAGAACGCAGCAGUGCCUAUUGAACAAGGAGCUUUCUAUUGUCAUCAAAACCCAGGAGACAGGAGAGCCAUGCAUCUACACACUGAUAUCAUGGCUACAGGAUAAUGUGGAAACUUAUCUAAAAGCUUCCACAUGUAAUCAAACAAUGAAGUGUAAUGAUGCAAAUGAAAAUAACACCAGAGAUCAAGCUGCUGUCUUCUCUCGAUAUUGGAUUUACAGUCACCACAUAUAUAGCAAGUUCAAGCGACGAGAUGUAGCCAAUCUGGCAAAAGAAAACUCAAUCACAGGGUUCUGCUUAGCUGGCAAGCCAGGAAUCAUUUGCAUUGAGGGAACUCUGGAAGAUUGUGACUAUUGCUGGCAAAAAAUCAGAUCUAUGAACUGGCACAAGAUAUUGAUCAAACUGCUGGAAAAAGAGGAAGAUUGCAACAAUGUGGAGAGCUUACGCAGGUUUACAGAUUUUCAAGAGGUCUCUUUCCCCACUACUGAGCGCCAUAAUGACAUGGGUCAACUUCUCAAGUAUCUAACUGAGCAUGACUGUCAGCACGCAUUCAAAGAACUUUUCGGUAUCGAAGGAAAGUUCAGCAAACUGUCAGAUUAACAUAAUUGUAUGAUAAAAAUGUUGAUGAAAAUAUAUAAUAUGGUAAAUAUAUUUUUUUAUAUAAUAAUAAAUUGAGUAAACUCGGA